AUGAAUAAACCAAUGAAAAUGAAUGCAUCAAUUCGUCGUUUAUUAGUUCAUCAUCGAUCAACAGUUACACGUUUAUUUCAAAGAAAUGUUCAACAUCAAUCGAGCACUACACAAAAGUCUUCCACAAAUAUUUCUGAUUCAAAUCCAGCGUAUGAUUUUGUUCGACGUCACUUAGGACCAAAUGAACAACAGACGAAAGAAAUGCUCGACCUACUUGGACUCAAAAGUUUAGAGGAACUUACCGAACGUACGGUUCCAGCAUCUAUUCGUUUUCAAGGAACGAUGCAUAUACCAGAUGCUUUAUCUGAGCAUCGUGCAUUGAAAGAAGCUGAAGAAAUCUCAAACCAAAAUUCUGUAUGGCGUUCGUAUAUCGGUCUUGGCUAUAACGAUUGUAUUAUACCAACCGUCAUCCAGCGAAGUUUAUUCGAAAAUCCUGGCUGGUACACUCAGUAUACACCGUACCAAGCAGAGUUAUCACAAGGUCGAUUAGAGAGUCUUCUAAAUUAUCAAACAGCUGUUAGUGAUUUAACUGGAUUACCAUUUGCUAAUGCAUCGUUACUCGACGAAGGAACAGCUGCAGCUGAAGCACUGGGAAUGUGCAUUAGGCAUAAAAAACGAACAAGAGUGUUUUUGAGUGAUAAAAUUCAUCCACAUGUUAUUGAAGUUGUUAGAACAAGAGCAGCUGGAUUUGGUAUAAAUAUUGAGGUGAUGCCCGUUACAAAUAUGGAUUUUUCGUCUAAAGAUGUGGCCGGAGUUCUAUUUCAAUAUCCUGAUACAGAUGGAAAUAUACUUGAAUACACAGAUUUGAUAGCAAAAGCAAGAGAAAAUCAAACUAUGGUUAUAUGUGGAUCAGAUCUUCUAGCAUUAUGUCUAUUGAAACCACCUGGAGAAAUGGGUGUAGAUAUUUGUUAUGGAAAUAGUCAGCGUUUAGGCGUUCCAUUGGGUUUUGGUGGACCACAUGCUGCCUUUUUUUCAUGUGCUGAACAAUAUAAAAGAGAUAUGCCAGGAAGAAUUGUUGGUCAAUCAAUUGAUUCUCAUGGUGCUAAAGCGUUUCGUUUGGCAUUACAAACUCGAGAACAACAUAUAAGACAAGAAAGAGCCACAAGCAAUAUAUGUACAGCUCAAGCUUUACUAGCCAAUAUGGUAGCAAUGUAUUGUUUAUAUCAUGGAAAACAGGGUUUGAGAAACAUUGCAUUGAAAAUUCAUCAAUUAACUGCAGAUCUUGCACACAGUUUACGCUCAUUUGGAUAUAAAAUUGAAAAUGAUUUAUAUUUUGAUACGUUAAAAAUUACACCAAAAUCAGCUCAAAUCAAAGAAAUUCAAAAGCGAGCAAAUAAAAAACAAAUUAAUCUUAGAUACUUUCAAGAUGGAACAAUUGGUGUCUCGCUUGAUGAAACUGUAAAUGAAGACGAUAUACUUGAUUUAGAAUGGAUAUUUAAUACACAAAACAAGAAGACAGAAAGUAGUCAACAAUCAAAUUCAAAAUUGUCAUUUGGAAAUCUGGCACGUGAAAGUAACUUUCUCAUACAUGAUGUAUUCAACAGAUAUCGUUCAGAAACAAAAUUAAUGCGUUAUAUGAAACAUUUAGAAAAUAAAGAUAUUUCACUUGUACAUUCAAUGAUACCAUUGGGCUCAUGUACAAUGAAAUUAAAUGCGGCAGCCGAAUUAACUCCUGUAUCAUGGGCUGGUUUUAAUAAAAUUCAUCCAUUUGUACCAAAAGAACAAUGGAGAGGUUAUGAACGAUUAUUAAAAGAUCUUGAACAUUAUUUGUGUGAAAUAACAGGUUACGAUAAAAUUUCAUUUCAACCAAACAGUGGUGCACAAGGUGAAUAUGCUGGCUUAAGAGUUAUUCGAGCUUAUCACGAACAUCGUGGAACGCCAGAAAGAAAUGUAUGUCUAAUUCCAAUUUCGGCUCAUGGUACAAAUUUUGCAUCAGCAGCAAUGUGUGGAAUGAAAAUAGAAAAAAUUCUAUUGGAUAAACAAGGUGGCAUUGAUAUGAAAAAUGUAGCAGAUUUGGCUGGAAAACAUAAGGAAACAUUAGCAGCUGGUAUUGUUACUUAUCCAUCAACUAGUGGAGUAUUCGAAGAAACAAUCAAAGAAUUUUGUGAUAUUAUUCAUCAUAAUGGUGGACAAGUUUAUCUUGAUGGUGCAAACAUGAAUGCACAGGUUGGUUUAUGCCGACCGGGUGAUUAUGGAUCGGAUGUAUCGCAUUUAAAUCUUCAUAAAACAUUUUGUAUUCCACACGGUGGUGGAGGGCCGGGUAUGGGACCAAUUGGAGUAAAGAAACAUUUGUCACCAUUUUUGCCUGGUCAUCCAUUGUUAGAUGAUUUAAACAAUUUAAAACCAUUUGGCACAAUCAGUUCAGCUCCGUUUGGUUCUACUUCUAUUUUACCAAUAUCUUGGAUGUAUAUUCGAAUGAUGGGUGCUGGUGGCCUUCGCCGUGCAACACAAACAGCUAUUUUAAAUGCAAAUUAUAUGUUAAAAAGAUUAGAAUCAUCUUAUAAAGUAUUGUUCAAAGGAUCAUCAGGAUUUGUUGCUCAUGAGUUUAUAAUUGAUGUUGGCCAUUUUAAACAAUCAGCAAAUGUUGAAGCAGUUGAUAUUGCUAAACGACUACAAGAUUAUGGUUUUCAUUCUCCUACUGUUUCAUGGCCCGUAGCCGGUUCGUUGAUGAUUGAACCAACCGAAUCCGAAGAUAAAGAUGAAUUAGAUCGAUUUUGUGAUUCGUUAAUCGAAAUUCGAAAAGAGAUCAGCGAUAUUGAAGCUGGUAAGUAUGAUAGAAAGAAUAAUCCAUUGAAAAAUGCUCCACAUUCUCAACAUAUAUUUUUACAUGAAAAAUGGACAUUACCGUAUCCAUUGCAAAAAGCCGUGUUUCCAAUUAAAUUUGUAUCACCCAAUUAUAAAUUUUGGCCAUCUUGUGGAAGAGUAAAUGAUGUUUAUGGUGAUAAAAAUUUAAAAUGUCGAUUAGAGUAG
This is a messenger RNA of Didymodactylos carnosus, 2970 nucleotides long. The record is from the annotation of a GenBank genome assembly. NCBI's taxonomy places the organism in Eukaryota, Metazoa, Rotifera, Eurotatoria, Philodinida, Philodinidae.